Ostrinia nubilalis (European corn borer) is the source of this 1357-nucleotide messenger RNA. RefSeq names its product 3-ketoacyl-CoA thiolase, mitochondrial-like. Gene Ontology annotation, cellular component: mitochondrion. Lineage: Eukaryota; Metazoa; Arthropoda; Insecta; Lepidoptera; Crambidae. Bases 126 to 1322 code for a protein of 398 amino acids. Gene Ontology annotation, molecular function: acyltransferase activity, transferring groups other than amino-acyl groups. The transcript is spliced from 8 exons. The record is from RefSeq and is a predicted model, not a curated record.
AUUGCGAUGAUGUAACAACCAUUAGUAACAACUCAGCAUUUAGAGAUAGCCGAAACGGCAGCUGCGCGUUUGUUUUUCAUUUUAAACAAAAUAAGAGCGCGCUGACGUCAUCGAGGACUUUCAACAUGGCGCUAACCACAAAAGGAAUAUUUGUGAUCGGCGCGAAAAGGACCCCGUUUUGCAGUUUUGGCGGGCCCCUCAGAGAUACUCCGGCCGGGUUGGCUUUUGCGGCCACGGCGAAAGAUGCCAUUCAAAUGUCCAAGCUGGAUUCCACUUUGAUCGAUAAUACAGUUAUAGGAAAUGCCCAUUACCUAAGUCAAUGUGACGGCGGGAAGACUGCGAGGUAUUGCAGCCUAUAUUCAGGUGUACCGAUAGACCGACCAGCUUUGGCAGUCAACAAAGCCUGCGGAUCGGGGCUCCAGGCUGUCAUUACUGGUGCACAGGAUAUCCUAACAGGCAUGGCGCGCGUGUCACUCACAGGAGGCACAGAAAUCAUGUCGGCACUUCCUUUUCUAGUGAAGAACGUUCGUUUUGGCUCGAGCCUCGGCAGCAAUUACACUUUCGAAGACCACAUUCAGAAGCAGUUCCUCGACUCGUACAGUGGGCUGACGCUGCAGAGGAUGGCCGAGGACUUGGCGAAGAAGUAUGGCAUCAAGAGACAGGAGGUCGACGAGUUCGCUUUUAACAGCCACAUGAAAUGGAAGGCAGCUCAAGAAUCCAAGCUCUUUGAUAGCGAGUUGACUAGCAUAAACGUAACUUUGAAGAAGAAGGAGGUCGUGGUUGAUAAAGAUGAACUGCCUCAACAGAAAAUAAGUUUAGAAGGACUGUCUCUGCUGCCCACCAUUAUUGACAACGCUUCUGUUAUCACUACGGGGAAUUCUAGCGGUCCAGCUGACGGCGCAGCAGCAGUUCUCAUAGCAGACGAGGGUACUGUGAAACAGAAACAGCUCAAACCCCUCGCUAGAGUGACCGGCUGGGCUUGCCUAGGGUCUGAUCCCUUGGAGCCGGGAUUGGGAGCCGUACCAGCUGUGGAGAGACUGUUAGCAGUGGCUGGACUCACUGUGAAUAAUAUUGACUUGUUCGAGAUAAACGAGACUUUCGCCUCGCAAGUGCUGGCCAGUGCCAUGGUGCUGAACAUAGACCCCGCGAAGAUCAACGUUAGCGGUGGCGCCGUAGCUUUAGGCAACCCAGUGGGAGCCACUGCGGCGAGGAUGGUCGUACAUCUAGUGCACGAGUUGAGGAGGCGCAACUUAAAGAGAGGAAUCGUUGCAUCAAGUUGUGGUGGUGGACAAGGCAUUGCAGUGCUCUUUGAAGCAUUAUGAUCUCAAUAAAUAAUAUAAUAAUCUCAGUAUUAUUU